AUGACUAUCACAUCAUGCCUGCACGAUGGAGCUGUAUUCAAGGGUACUCAAAGAUCCAAGAGCAAAGAAUACGACGUUGAAGUCACCAUACAAUCUGUGGAUUAUCCACGCAAAACACUGUACGGUUACAUCAAAAUGGAUAAUCUCAUCAUUCCUUACGGAAGUCUAACGACAUACUUCGAGGGUGAAAUAAUCAGCCGAACGUUUCCAUUUGUUACAGGCAAAUGGGGUGCAAGUGUGGAGACUGAUAUUGCUCAUUGGGAAAAGUUUGCGCUUCCUCGCGUGAAACAAGUCGAUGGUGCUUCUUAUGCGGGAUUCUACUACAUUGGAUUCAACAAAUGGAGCGGAGAAAUCCUUGGCUACUACUACCAUUUGGAUUGUGAAAAGUAA
Echinostoma caproni is the source of this 390-nucleotide messenger RNA. NCBI's taxonomy places the organism in Eukaryota, Metazoa, Platyhelminthes, Trematoda, Plagiorchiida, Echinostomatidae. The record is from the annotation of a GenBank genome assembly.